Molecule: messenger RNA, 2215 nt
Organism: Drosophila virilis
Lineage: Eukaryota; Metazoa; Arthropoda; Insecta; Diptera; Drosophilidae
Gene: olf186-M
Product: Ki-ras-induced actin-interacting protein-IP3R-interacting domain olf186-M
Molecular function (GO): signaling receptor binding
Source: RefSeq, a predicted model, not a curated record
AGAACAAGCAGCGCAUAAAUAAAAAAUACAAAAAAAAAAAGGAAGGCAAAUAAUUGAAAUUAUUGUCGUAAUCGUUGUUGAUGCAGCAAAACAGACAUCGAAUUAAACAAAUAUCAAUACAAAUAAAUAAAAUAAAUUAAAAUACGCCGCACACAAAUCGUCUUGGCCAGAGAGGGACUGCAGCUCAGGGCCAGAGAAGAGCAGACGGAACUAGAGGCACAGCCAGGGACAAGCUGAGAAGCAGCUAGAGACAACGCUAGAGAGUGGAGACAAAGCCUGAUACAGAAGGAGACAGAGAAGCUGCCAGAGACGGAACCAGCGACAAAGAGUGUCAGAGAUAACUAGAGAGAAGCCAGAGAAGAAGCCAGAGAAGAAGCCAGAGAAGAAGCCAGAAAAGGAGCCAGAGAAGAAGCCAGAGACAGAAUCAUCACCAAAGCGAGAAGCCAGUGCCAGAGGUAGAAGCCAAGAAGCCAGGAACUAGCUAGCUGAGGAUAAGCAAUCGCCAGAGACAACCAGAGAAGGUGGCCAGAAGGUUCCCUAGUCAGAGAGAGAGAGAGGAGUGGACCAGAGGCAGAGCCAGCGCCAGAGACAAAGCCAAAGAAGUUGCCAGAAGAAUUGCCAGAGGCAAAGCCGGCGGCAACGAAUGCCAGGCAGAGGAACAGAGACAGAGCCUGCGUGAGAUAAGGAACCAAAGCCAGAGAAGUUGCCAGAGACAAAGCUGAGAGAAGCUGCCAGAAGCAGAGUCAGCUCUAGAGGCCAUAAGAGAAAACAGACAGUGCCAAAGACAAAGCCAGAGACCUUGGUCGGAGCCAGAUACGAGGCCUUUGCCAGGCCUUACUGUUUCGUCAUCGAGCACAAACCUGAUCUCGAUCUCGAUCUCGAUCUCGAUCUUGAGCGCCAGCUCGGAAGCGUGUCGGUUUUUACCCCUUACCAAAUAUGAGCAUAGCCUAGCUAAGCAGCGCGCACGUAAUUCAAGCAGCCGUGACUUGAAGUCAACAACAACAACAACAACAAGACACUUGAACACACACCUGUACGCACACCUGUGCACACACCUGUAGAGAAUGGAGCGUUCGCACAGCUGCAGCAACUUUGAGGGUCCGCAGUCCGCAGAGGCGUCACCUGCAACUGGCGUCCACAAGCCGCAUGCCGGCAGCAGCGACAAUCUGCCGAAGAGCAUCGCCGCCAGCUCCAUGGUGCACUUUCCGCCCAACAAGCCGCUGCGCAAGCGCCGCAAGCUGCAGCGCCAGCAGUCCGUCAUUGUGGAUGACACGGAAUGCGAGUGCGCCUAUGCGGCAGAUCUGGAGGAGGACGCCGAUCCGGAUGCAGCCGAGGAGCCGCUCAUCAUGCCCCGGCUGCCGGGCAAGCACUUUGAGCCGCAUGUGCGGCACGUCUCGUGCAGCAGCGGCAGCAGCGGCGGCAGCUCCCAGAAUGGACGCUGCCUGCGGCACGAGGAGUCCUUCGAUUCGUGCAGCACGGCGCCGGAGCUGAGUCCGCAGGCGGUGCGACAGCAUCGCUUCAGCAGCCUGUUGCUGCGGGACAGCUCCGUCUCGAUGCAGUCGGACUCGAGCCGGUAUUCGAGCGUGGACAGCUUGCUGGAGUCACGCAAACCGGAUCCGGAAGCGAUACUCAUCAAUCUGGGCUUCGGGCCCGUCGGCACCGAGGACAUGCUGUCGCGCAUACCGAAACGCUUCCUUAAGCCCUCCAAGGUGCCGGGCAUCGAUACGGAGGCCUUUGUCAAGCGUCUGCAAUUGGCCAGCUCCCUGGCCGAUUCGAGCGCUCUGGGCUAUCGCGGCCUGACCUCCAGCUCCGAUCAGCCGCCCUCGUCGAUUGUCGCCAAGAUCAUGGAACGCUUCGAGGUCAACAAUCAGCGCAAACAGUCCAUGGGUCAUAUUGAGCACACGAUACGCUGAACAAAGUUUGAAGCCGGAGUAUUCCCAUUCCCAUCUACCUAGUAUAUGUAUAUCUAUUGAUUAACUGAAAUUGUUAGCCCUAACUUAAGUUAAUUUGUUAGACAGCCCCGCGAGCGGGUAUUUACCCGUUUGGAGGGGCUUUUUAUUUUUAUUGUCAUGUGAUGUUUAUCUUGUCCAUUAGCCUUUAGUUAUGCCGCGUACUUAGCUUUGUCUAUUGUUGUACCUACCGAUUGUGGUUUUAUUUUCUAGCAUUUUAAGCUCUCGAUUAAGCAUUAAAACAAAAACAAAAUUGCAUUUCAAAA